This is a messenger RNA of Neoarius graeffei (lesser salmon catfish), 1396 nucleotides long. Its product is annotated as B-cell linker protein. The transcript is spliced from 19 exons. The record is from RefSeq and is a predicted model, not a curated record. The coding region runs from base 42 to 1247 and encodes 401 amino acids. Lineage: Eukaryota; Metazoa; Chordata; Actinopteri; Siluriformes; Ariidae. Gene Ontology annotation, biological process: intracellular signal transduction; cell surface receptor protein tyrosine kinase signaling pathway.
UUUUAUGUACAUGCAUCCAAACUGCACAACACAAGCUCCUUAUGAGUGGAAGGGGGGGAAGCGGCGCGACCAUGAGUUUCUUUGAAAAGCUGAAAAACUUACACUGUGGACCUCCUGCUCCACCCAAAAGAAUAGAUAUCAAUGCAGGAUGCGGUUGGUCUGAGGAUGAAUUAGAUGAGCAAGAUGGUGAUACAUAUGAAGCUCCCCCUUGUGAGCGUCCUACCAUCAAAGUUCAACGUUGGAAUGUAGAAGAGAAUGUAUACCUUGGCUACCCUGAGAGGCCUCCAUACUCCAUAAAUCUCCCAAGACAGGCAGCGCCACCACCACGACCAGCCAAGAUCACACCUAAAAUGAAAUCCCCUAAGCCUUUACCUGAGCAAGAGGAGUUCAACAUUGAUUUCAACAACAGAAAAUGUCCGGAAGUCUCCCAGAAAGACUGGACUUGUAAGAAGUUGGUCCCCAGGAAAAGCCCUCCAGCAAUACCUGCUCCUUACCGAGAAGAAGAUGUUUACCUGGACCCAAAUGAAGGACAGAGUGAGAGAGAACCUAUACAUGAGCUAUAUGUGGAGCCCACAACAGCAUGCCCCCCUGUACCCCGUGGUGGUGUUCGCAUGCUUCCACCCAAAACAAUAGUGAGAGACCUUCCUCUACCUGUUAUGAAACCACCUGUCCCAAGAACCAAAUCUAACUCUUUCAUCACCAGUGACUCUGUGAAAGCAGCAUCACUGCCAGAUGUGAAGAUCCACACUAUUCCUGCCCAUGUACCAUCACCAGUCCAAAACAUCAGACAUCCUCUUGACAUUGAGGCCACAAAAAAUGCCAAGCCCAGCUCAUCAAUUUCUCCUGCAAUAGACAGUCCUGCACCAGUGAUACACCCUGGAGAACAGGAAACAGGGCUGCAGGACAGAGAGUGGUUUGCUGGGGUAUGUGGACGCAAAACUGCAGAGGACAUCUUACUGAAAGUUAAUAAGGAUGGCUCCUUCAUGGUUAGGUGCAGCACAGCUCAGAAUGCACAACAACCUUUUACUCUCGUCGUGCUUUUCAAUCAGAAAGUCUACAACAUACCUGUACGCUUUCUCAAGGACUCUGGCACCUAUGCCCUAGGCAAAGAGGGAAAGAAAUGUGAUGAGCUUUUUGGCAGUCUGCAGGAGAUGAUUUCUCAUCACAAGGAUAACCCCCUUUUGCUGAUUGACAGCAAGAGUCAAGCCAAACACACUGCCUACCUCACAAAUCCUGUACACCUGUAACAAUAAAAUACAUGCAGACGUGUAUACAAUAUCCAUAUUCUUAUAGAACUAGUUAGAAUUGCUUGCUCUCAAUAUUACACCCAUCCAUAUAUAUGUAUGUGCAUUUUAAUUUACCCCAUUAAUUUUUACUUUCACAGUGCAGAAUUUGA